UUGUAUCGAAACGGAAGGGUUCUGACAAAAAACAAUGACGGUGCACUAAAGGCACUUUCACUGUGCCGUCACGGAACCAAACCGGAUCGGAAAGGUGUGAAUAAUCCUUAGAAGCAUUACUUUGCUAAUCGAACAAAUAAUCGCGGAAAAUGCGAUUAUUUCGACUAACAGAAAAAACUUAUCGAUUAAAUUUCAUUCGAUUAUUAAGGUAAUUAAUCGAUUAUUCGGUCGAUUUUUAGUCAGACACCCCUAGAGUCUAGACGUGAGUGCUUGCGGCAGCAUGUUUUCAUCCGUACAGCGAUGCGUGAUUCUGGAAGUUGUUCUUUUUGCUGAAAAUUGUAAUUUUUAGUGUUCAAUUCAUACAAAAUACCACCAGUGGCUAGUAGGCGAUCAACAUGGGUUUGACGAAACAAUAUCUGUCGUACAAGGCAGUCGCUAAUUUCAAUUUAAUCGCGAGUGGUCGCGCCAAUGUGACAUUCGUUUCCGUGGGUGGUGUCGAUGGCCGAUUUGUGGCCGUCGCCGGAGCCGAAAAGGUACUGAUUUGGAACACCAGGCUUGGAGAAAAAGUUCUUGAAUUUACACGGGAUAAGCAGGAAGUAACCUAUCUUCGGCCAAGCCCGGAUCAGAAACAUCUUGCGGUAGGUUAUAUAGAUGGAGUGAUAGAAAUUUUUGCCUUCGAAAGUCAACAAUCAACGUGUACUUUCGCCUCACAUCGGUCCGCUGUGAGUGCGUUAAACUUUGACCUCAUUGGCUUGAAACUAGUUUCCGGAGGCUUGGAUAACGAUUUGGUCGUCUCGGAUGUGGUAGCUCAAAGCGGAAAAUGUCGCUUAGUUGGCCACAAUGCACCUAUUACGGAUGCGACUUUUAUGCAGAAGUAUCAUGAUGUUGUACUAUCGAGCUCGAAAGAUACUCAGAUUAAGUUUUGGAAUAUGGAGACGCAAAGUUGCUUUAAAACGAUCAUCGAUCAUAGAACCGAAGUUUGGAGCAUUGCUCUGAUGAGAGGAGAUGACUUCCUCGUAGCUGGAUCAGGAGAUUCACAACUUACGGUGUACAAAAUUGUCGAAAACAGCAAAUAUGAGCAACAGGAGUCUACAGCGAGCCCGGACGAUUUAGAUUUGGAAUUGGAGGCGAGCUGUCCGUUCCGGUGUACCCAAACAGGAAGUAUCCAGCGUUCAGGGUCCGGCAGAACGAUGAACCUGAUAGUGGAAGGUAAUGGACAGAUAUUGGGAUGCCAUGGAACUGAUCGAAAAAUCGAACUGUUCUAUUUCUACAGCGUCGAUGAAGCGCUGAUUCGUUUAACGAAACGACUUAAAAAAUUGGAUACCAAAUCUAAACAAAUCGAGUCUAACCGUCAACUCUCAUUGACCGACGAAAUCAAACGGCUACCGGUAAUUCCCGUUCCGGAAAAGAUUAAAUCUUUUGAUCUGCUGCUCGGAACCGGUAACGAGCUUCGAAUUUGCGUAACCUACAUAAAAAAUUUACUACAAGUUUACACGUUGAACGUGUCAGAAAAACACGCUGAGUCGAAGGUCAUUCACACCAUCCGUCAGCAGGGUCACCUGUCGGACGUUCGAAGCGUGACGUUCAGUUCGGAUAGUUUGGCAAUCGCUUCAGGCAGCGGAGAAUCGUUGAAACUUUGGAGCCGAGCGUCGCAAGCGUGUCUGCGAACCGUUGAAACUGGGUACGUCGUCAGUUCCUGUUUCGUACCGGGCGAUCGGCACGUUCUGGUCGGACUGAAAACGGGCGAGCUGUUGAUUGUGGAUAUCGUGAUUGGGGAGAUCAUCGAACGGGUCAAAGCACACGAGAAGGAACUGUGGAGUAUCGCACUGUGUCCGGAUAUGCGCGGUUGUGUUUCCGGUGGCGGCGAUACGACGGUGAAGUUCUGGAGCUUCGAGCUCAUCGCGGACCCCAACCGAGCGGAUAACAGUGAAGUGAAGAUUCUUUCGCUUCUUCACAAGAAUGUGCUCAAACUGGAAGAAACAGUCCUGUGCGUUCGUCUGUCACGGAAUAACAAAUACAUUGCCGUCGCCCUGCUGGACUCGACCGUGAAGAUCUUUUUCUUGGAUACGCUUAAAUUUUACCUUUCGCUGUACGGCCAUAAGCUACCGGUCAUUUGUAUGGAUAUCUCGUACGAUUCUAAUCUUAUAGUAACCGGAUCAGCAGACCGGAGUAUUAAAAUUUGGGGCAUGGAUUUCGGUGACUGCCAUCGAUCGCUCAUAGCACAUGAAAACUCCAUCAUGGGAUUGCAGUUUAUACCCAAAACGCACAUGUUUUUCUCGUGCAGCAAAGAUGGUAAACUGAAGCAAUGGGACGCCGAUAGUUUCGAGAAGAUAGUAACAUUACCCGGUCACGUGGGUGAAGCUCACGGAUUGGCGGUAAGUCCUAAUGGGAAGUUUGUGGUAAGCUGCGGAUCCGAUCGUACACUUCGGCUGUACGAAAGAACCGACGAACCGCUGGUAUUGCAAGACGUGCAAGAGGAAGAACGCGAAGAGUUGGAAAACAGUACCCUGGCGACAGGCGAUGAAUCCAACGUUCCGGGUUUACCAGGGUUAAAAAUGCCUUCCCGAAAAACGAUCGGAUCGGAAAAAGCUGCCGAAAAUAUACUGGAAUGUCUAGAGAUUAGCAAAAAUUUCGAGCAAGGUGACAGCCAAAACAUCAUCCCUCCGCUGAUGUAUGCGUACGAAGCUACCAACACGGACGAUUUCCUGAUCGCAGUUCUGACACGCAUUCGGGCAAGCGAUCUGCAAGAAGCCUUACUUCUGCUUCCGUUUUCCAGCGCGUGCGAACUGUUGGAACGCGUACCGAAACUGACGACCGCAAGACAGGAUCAAACGGAAACCAUCUGCAAGGUCGUGCUGUUCCUUUUCCGAAUCCAUCAAAAACCAAUCGUUAACAAUCAGAUUCUGCUGCCGGUGAUUCAGGAAAUUAUCGACAAGCUGCAGGGUGCCAUCGUGGAACAGAGGGACAUGAUUGGGGUCAAUUACCAUGGAAUGCAGAUGCUGCAAAGGGAAGUGGAAGCCAACCAAGGUGUGGAAUUGUUCCGCGAUGCUACGAAGAGUAGACGAAUGAAAGAUCAGCGACGCAAACGGAAAGAACUGGCCAAAAGAACAUUUGUACAAAUUAGUACAUAAUUACAAUAAAAUUUUCGGAAUUUACCGAACAUUCUUCAACACAAUAAAA
Messenger RNA from Malaya genurostris, 3180 nucleotides. RefSeq names its product WD repeat-containing protein 3. Gene Ontology annotation, biological process: maturation of SSU-rRNA. Lineage: Eukaryota; Metazoa; Arthropoda; Insecta; Diptera; Culicidae. Gene Ontology annotation, molecular function: protein binding; snoRNA binding. The record is from RefSeq and is a predicted model, not a curated record. Gene Ontology annotation, cellular component: Pwp2p-containing subcomplex of 90S preribosome; small-subunit processome. Bases 396 to 3131 code for a protein of 911 amino acids. The transcript has 3 exons.